AUGAGCCUCAUAACAUUUGCUGCUGCCAACUGCACACCACUGUCCAGCCUUGCCGAUUUACUCCCACUUCUCUAUUGCUAUUGCUGUCUUCGUCUUUAUUCAGACCCUUCCACGCCUUCUGUUGUUUGUCACUGCCUUGUUGCUUAUGCUCCUUGUUCAUCAUCAUUCUCACUGCACCCCCACCAUCUCCCUUCGCCUAUUCCCAUUCCGUCCCAACCCUCCUCUUUCUCUAUCUCACAGCCGUGUGUCAGACUCUUGACAAGGCAAUUCGUGUUCCCCAACCCCUCCUGCUCCCUCUGCCCCCCUCUGCCCCCCUGCGCGCCCACCCUCGCCCCUCGCAGCCGGCCGCGGAGGUGCAGAUUCUCGACGACGCCACCCCCCCUGCGCCUGCCAGCUGCCGCCUUCUCGCGCUGCCGCGGCAUGCGGGCGGCACCCUCCAGCUGCAUGCGAGAGGCGGUGGGCGGCAGGGGGGGAGAGGGGGCGAGGGGUGCAGAGGCGGGCGGUGAGGGUGGUGAGCAGGGCAGGCCCGUGGGCCUGGCAGACAGGGGUGAGCAGAAUGGGCACCGUAGAGGGGCUGCUGCAUGUGAUGAUGGGCGUGGGGGGAGGGGUGAUCGGAUCAGGGGAGGACGUGGAGGGAAUGGGAGGAGGGGGAGUGAGGAGGAAAGGGCGAGGAGAAGGGAGGAGAGGAGGAGGGAGCUAGUGAGGAGGCUUAUAGAGCAAGGUGACCAUAUGGAGGGAGCGUGGAUUGAGGAGGAGGAAGAGGAGGAAGAGGAAGAGGAGGAGGAGGAGGAGGAAGUGGAGGAAGUGGAGGAAGACGAGGACGAGGGGGAAGAAGAGGAGGCGGAAGAAGAGGAGGCGGAAGAAGAGGAGGAGUCGCAAGGAGACGAUGGGGAAGGGGAGGGGCGGGUUAGGGAGCGGCGCAGGGGAGGGGGCGGUGGUGGCAGCGAUGGGUGGCGCCCCUGCGGCGAGGAGAGGGGCGAGGAGCGAGGGUGGGGGCGAGAGGCCCCGCGUGAUGGAGAUGUGCGGCGAGAGGGGCGUGAGGCGGGGGAGGGCGAGGAAGGAGUGGGGGGAGGCGUGCGCCUGAGCAGACUGUUGGGACUGUUUGGCGUGCGGGAGGGUGAGGCGAGGACGGAUAGGGGAGGGAAUGAGGGGGAGGAGGAGGGCAGGGGCGGAGAUGGGAGGGGAGAUCAAGGUAGCGCGGGCAGCAGGAGGAAGAGGACAAGGUGGGAGGCGUGGGGAGGGGCGGCGGAGCGGUGGGCGAUGGAGGAGGUGCGGUGGAGGAGGCGGGCGGCGUGUGCGGCAUGGCCCCACUGGGUGUACCGCAUGUUCGAUGCGUUCAACCUGGCGAGGCGCGUGGCAGACAUGUGUGCGCAGCUGCUACCAGCGCAGGCGCAGCAGCUGCAGGGCCUGACGCGCUUGCCGGAGGCGCUGUCAUUCGUGGUGGCGGCCAACAUGCCCAUCAGCGACCGCCACCGCCUGCACCUACUACAGGUGGGGGCGACGGUGUACCGGCUGCAGAAGGAGAUUCGCCUGCUCGAGUGCAUCGACCACCUCCUCUGCUCCACCUGCCGG
Molecule: messenger RNA, 1572 nt
Organism: Closterium sp. Yama58-4
Lineage: Eukaryota; Viridiplantae; Streptophyta; Zygnematophyceae; Desmidiales; Closteriaceae
Source: the annotation of a GenBank genome assembly